AAAGAGAGAGAAAGGUGACUCUUUUUUAAGUAAAUAUAGCCUAGGCUACAUGUAUACUUGCGGCUCAGUACAUUCAAAACGUUCUUUCAAAACAAUCAGACGUCCCCGACUUGACUAGUACAAAAUCGUCUUUUAGUAAUUCGCGCCAUACAAGAAUGAACUGUGUAAACAGUGAGCAAAUGUCUGCUUGUUUGAAGUGAUCCAGUUAUAUUGGCAAAUAAAACAACUAUCGUCUCAGUUCAAAGUACCCGAAAAGGGAUCGCGUUUGCUUGCAGGGGAGUGGGACGUGUCUGCGUGGUCGUCUGCUUGCGAAAUUUAGUGGCGUUUACGAAGGCGGGAAACAAGUAGCCGUGCAUUGAGAUUGUAUCUGUGAUCGAGUUGAUGUUGCUGUUGUCUGCGUGAUCCGACCAAGCUUUUCUCUCAGGACUUAAUCAUAAGAGGGAAGGUGACCAGUACUCUUAUCAGCAAUGGCUAACUUAGAUGAUUUUCAGCAGGCUAUAUUAGACGCCCAUAACAAGUUACGGUCCGAGAGAGGCGUCCCUGCUUUAGCCUGGGCCACUGACAUCGCCACCACCGCCUCCAACUGGGCGCAGAAUAUAUCAGAGAAGGGCUUCCUGCAAAACAGUGACAACCAAGUUUUAGGAGAGAAUAUCCUUAUGACGACAGAAGACUUGGAUGGAGACCAUGUCGUAUUGAAAUGGCUACAAGAAGAGAACAAUUAUGACUAUGAUAAUCAGAAAUGGCAAAAAGGUACAAGUCGGUUUACGCAGAUGAUCUGGAAAGCGAGCACCGAGUUCGGCGUCGCCAAGGUCCCACUACGGAACAAAGACGGGUUCGUGAUCGUGGCGAACUACCGACCUCGUGGAAACGGUAACAGACCGGGCGAGUACCAGAAGAACGUCCCGUCGAGAAGCGAUGAUACCGUCUAGCGGUAGCAGUUGGCUGGUCUUUUUAGCUGUUUUUUUUAGAUCAUAGUUAUAACAAGAUCGCAACCACUUUCGAAAACUCAACCUAAGAUAAUUCCAAUCGCCUUGUUCGUCACCUAUUGGAAUAUACGAAGAUGACAAUGACGUAUUACGUAAUCUGAACAUGAUUUGAACAAUAAUAGGAAAUAGAAAUCACCCUUGGGUUGAUUUUUUAAUAGUUGCGGUCCUGUUUUCUUUUAUUUUUUGCGCAGAGUUUUAGAAGAGUAAAGAAGAAAGUUUUAAUAUAAAUUUAUUUAAGGUUGCUAACACAGUACUCUAGAUGUAUGGUUCAUCAAAAUCCUUGACAAUCAAUCCGUUGGCAAUUCCGAUACCAUAUUGCAGUAUAUUGCUUACAGAACUUCACUUUGGAUGAUGUUCUUAUGGUACAUUGUAAAGUUCGCAUAUUUUAAAAGAUGAAGGACAGUCCAAGGCUGUCGAAAUUGUCGAGGGUUCUUUUUUAUUUUUGGUGAAAAGUUUUUGCGAUCGAUCAUAUCAAAGUGUUUCAAUUUAGCUAGUUGUAACACUUUACUCUAUCAUAGGUAUCAAAAGCAUACAGAAAGAUAGGGGAAAUAAAGCAUGGGCCCAGUCAUUGAGAGGGGAGGGUGGGGGUGGAGGUCUUGGUGUCAUGGGGGCUCUGGUUUUAUGAGGCGAAUUACAUACGAAAGAACAAGGCCCUCUGAGUUGUGAGAGCGUGUAAUGGCUGCAAAUCUCCGUUGCCUUGCCCUCUCCCUCUCAUUAUCUCUGAAUCCUUUUUCGCCGUUAGAUUAGAGGGCCUACACCUGUAUGGCGAGGAGCAUUUCUAGAUAAAAUGCCUUACUCAACGACAUGCCUUGCUGGUGUUCGGACCCACGACCUUGCAUUUUCAGUCUAGUGAUUAAACCAUUCGACUACUGGCGAUCUAUAGAAAUGGCUGCAACAGUGUAGAUAUAUAAACAGCAUUGAGUCUUCAUCGAAAUAAAACUGCUUUAUUAUUUGUGCUACUUAAUUAUUUAUCGUAACUCCCAGCCUAGAUUGAGUAAAAAGUUGGUAUAAUUGUUCUAAAUUUUCAUAACGUCUUUUGAGGUUUAAAAAAAAAAAAUUAACCAAAGUAUAUGAUUUCGACGUUUGGAUAUUAAUCAGCUCUUACUAUAUUAAAAGAUCACCUCGAAAACUGAACGAUAAAAAAAAAGUAUUUUACCCUUUAUAUAAUAUUGAUGCAAUUCCGUUUUUACGAUGAGGAUAUUCAUAACUUUUAAGAUUCGUAUGUAUAUAAUGCUUUUGUUUUUUAAUUGUACUUAAAUGUCCUAUGACCAGAAUGAUAAUUGCCUGUAAGAUAUAGAUUCGCUCUCUGUUCGCUCUUGACGACAAAGAUAAAGGUUACAGAAGAUAGUUUAGGCUUUACAAAUUUACAUUGACUUCUCUCGUUAAAAAUAUCUUGUAUCCUAUAGGACAAUGCCCUGUCAAUAGUUUACAUUCCCUAUGCUCACCGUUUACUGUGCAGAUAAAGAUAAAUGUAUAGGCUAGAUAUUUUUUAAUGACAUGACCUUGUCUAGUUCUAGAAGUUGUAAUGAUUAUCUUGAAUAUCCAGAUAAUAAGUAUCUUAUAUUUAUCAUUAUUUACUACAGAUCGGAAGCAAAUGUCUUUCUAAAAUCUCCUGAAAUGUCUUCCAUUAUCUCUAUAUUUCUGUUCAUUGUGAUGUGCUUUCUUAGUAAUGUUCAUUUUGUAUAUAUAGAAAUAUAAAAUAAAAUAUCCUUUUCUCUCUUUCUGA
Messenger RNA from Strongylocentrotus purpuratus (purple sea urchin), 2712 nucleotides. Its product is annotated as protein PRY1. NCBI's taxonomy places the organism in Eukaryota, Metazoa, Echinodermata, Echinoidea, Camarodonta, Strongylocentrotidae. The coding region runs from base 468 to 929 and encodes 153 amino acids. The transcript has 4 exons. The record is from RefSeq and is a predicted model, not a curated record.